AGUACAAGGAGCGAGGGACUGUCCUGGCUGAAGACCAACUGGCCCAGAUGUCCAAGCAGCUGGACAUGUUUAAGACCAACCUGGAGGAGUUUGCCAGCAAACACAAGCAGGAGAUCCGGAAAAACCCGGAAUUCCGGGUGCAGUUCCAGGACAUGUGUGCAACCAUUGGAGUGGAUCCCUUGGCAUCUGGGAAAGGAUUCUGGUCAGAGAUGUUGGGAGUUGGAGACUUUUACUAUGAACUGGGAGUGCAGAUCAUUGAGGUUUGCUUGGCUCUGAAGCACAGGAAUGGAGGUCUGAUAACACUGGAAGAACUUCAUCAGCAGGUGCUGAAGGGAAGAGGGAAGUUUGCUCAGGAUGUCAGCCAGGAUGAUCUCCUUCGUGCCAUCAAGAAGCUGAAGGUGUUGGGGAAUGGCUUUGGGAUUAUCCCUGUUGGUGGGACAUACCUGAUCCAGUCUGUGCCAGCUGAGCUGAACAUGGACCACACUGUUGUCCUGCAGUUGGCAGAGAAAAAGGGCUUUGUAACAGUCAGUGAGAUCAGGUCCAGCCUGAAGUGGGAGACAGAACGUGCAAAGCAAGUGCUGGAACACUUGCUGAAGGAAGGAAUGGCCUGGCUGGACACACAGGCCCCAGGAGAAGCUCAGUACUGGCUGCCUGCUCUCUUCACUGAGCUGUACUCUCAGGAAAUCACUCCAGAGGAAGCCAAGGAGGCAAUUCCUUGACUGCUGCCUGUUCUGUGCCUGUCUCUAACCCUGGGGAUGUUCUUUGCAUAUCACCUGGAACACAGGAACAGUGGACUUGAAAUAAAAGUUUUAUAAAGAA
Molecule: messenger RNA, 819 nt
Organism: Acanthisitta chloris (rifleman)
Lineage: Eukaryota; Metazoa; Chordata; Aves; Passeriformes; Acanthisittidae
Gene: SNF8
Product: SNF8, ESCRT-II complex subunit
Exons: 7
Coding region: 48-719 (223 amino acids)
Biological process (GO): protein transport to vacuole involved in ubiquitin-dependent protein catabolic process via the multivesicular body sorting pathway
Cellular component (GO): ESCRT II complex
Source: RefSeq, a predicted model, not a curated record